Molecule: messenger RNA, 1417 nt
Organism: Trametes versicolor FP-101664 SS1
Lineage: Eukaryota; Fungi; Basidiomycota; Agaricomycetes; Polyporales; Polyporaceae
Exons: 7
Coding region: 160-1128 (322 amino acids)
Source: RefSeq, a predicted model, not a curated record
UUUCCCUUCGGCCGACGACGCCUCAUUGCCGUCGAAAACGUGAGCCUGACCUGAGGGCUCACCGGUGAGAGCCGCUAAAUAUAAGAACUAGUCGAUCUCUCACCCUCAGAGACCAUCCCACCUUUCCCUCUCCCAACCACGUCGAACUCUGAGCUCACAAUGAGUCCCGCUGAUAUAGCUACGCGCGUUGUCGCGCAAGAUAUCAUUGCCCCUACCGACACUGCUCGGCCCGGGCCCUAUCCGCUGGACGAGACCCUGUACUCCAUCGACUCGGACGGCGAGGCGUUCGCGUUUAUGAAGGCGCAAACCGGCAUCCAGGACCCUGACGAGCUCAAGAAGCACAUACUGGCUGUCCAAGCUGAGGCUUAUUCCAUUCAUCCGUAUCCCUGCAUCCGCAGGUUCGCCUUCCUCACGUUGAAGCUAGGAAGGCUCCCAGCGUAUCAACAACUCUUGGAGCUCGGCAAGCAACGCAAGGACGCUAUCCUUCUAGACAUCGGCUGUUGCUUCGGUAAUGACCUGCGGAAGGCCGUCUUCGACGGAUACGCGGUUGAGAACUGCGUCGCUUCAGACCUCCACCCUGAGUUCUGGGAUUUGGGCCACAAACUCUUCAAAUCCACGCCGGAAACGUUCCCGGUGCCCUUCAUCCCAGGAGACGCAUUCGACUCGAACCACCUUGAGCCCGUCCCGCCGUUCUACUCGCCCCCCGACACUCCGCGGCCGCAGCUUCCGACGCUCACCUCCCUGAACCCGCUCCGCGGACAUGUAUCCGCAGUCCACGCGUCGGCGUUCUUCCAUUUAUUUGGCGAAGCCGAGCAGCUCCACCUCGCGAAGGCGAUCGCGGGCCUCCUCUCUCCAGAGCCGGGGUCAAUGAUCAUGGGCGCGCACGGCGGGCUUCCCGUCAAGGGCCUCCGCAACGAGAACGGCGUGAUCCUGAACCCCGCGCGGACGCGCCCGAUGUUUUGCCACAGCCCGGAGAGCUGGAAGGAGCUCUGGGACGGGCAGGUCUUCGAGAAGGGCACUGUGAAGGUGGAGGCGUACUUGCACCAGACGGACCGGAAGGACCUAGGGAUGACCGUUCCCGAGGGCACGAAGCUCUACCUCCUGGUCUGGUCCAUUACGAGGCUGUAGGUCUUGCGGGGAAUGAGCGUGAAUUGGGGGCUUGAAGCAGAGGUCUGUCUGCUAGCUUCCGUAAUGCGGCUUAACGACAACUGACUUCCGGAGCAGACCUCCGCUGUCAGAAUGUGUACAACAGCGUAGCACCGGCAUAGCCGGACUUGAAAUUCGAGCAUCUAUGGUUUGGCCUUGUGACGUCCUAUCGUUGCUCCGCAGUGUCGGUGCCGGGAAGGAAGAUACCCAAGUAUCCGCGUUGCGUACCGGACUAGCGGGUCGGUGCAGGUGAGGGUAGCGGGUUCGUCCU